CUAAAGACUGGCGGCGGCGGCGGCCCUACUGUUGGUUCCCGUGGUAACGAUGGUGGCCAUUGCUAUCUGGAUGAUAACUCGAACCAGAUCGUGAUAGUUGAGGCAGACAAUGGCACUGGGAGCACCAACCUGACCACACACAAGCCUCUCCAGCAACAACAGCUUCACGGUCACCACAACCAUCAUUACCAUUUGCAGCAACUCCAGCAACAGCAACACAUUUCGUCGCAACUGUUGCAUCCUUUCUAUAACCAGCAGCAGCACCACCAUCAUCAUCAUCAACUCCAACGCCAGCAGCAGCAGCAACAGCAACAGCAUCUGCCCAGCAGCAACAGCAACAACAGUAACCAUGGCUACUCCAGCCAACCCACGUCGCCAUAUCACAAUCAUAAUAGUAACAGCAGUGAAGCGAAGCACCUGUCCGCGGGACACUCCCCGUCACCCUCGCUGAAUGGCGGCGGUAUCACAGUGGAUGCUCAAUCACAACAGUCCAUCGCCGCCACCUCUAUGCCACCACACUACUAAGCGGUGCUGGUCGUAGCAGCGCGCUGGCUAAUCCUUGAUGAAGGAUUUCGGGAUCGGAUCCCG
Molecule: messenger RNA, 588 nt
Organism: Anopheles bellator
Lineage: Eukaryota; Metazoa; Arthropoda; Insecta; Diptera; Culicidae
Product: G-box-binding factor-like
Exons: 1
Source: RefSeq, a predicted model, not a curated record